Molecule: messenger RNA, 6663 nt
Organism: Closterium sp. Naga37s-1
Lineage: Eukaryota; Viridiplantae; Streptophyta; Zygnematophyceae; Desmidiales; Closteriaceae
Source: the annotation of a GenBank genome assembly
AUGGCAGACCACAUCAUUAAAAAACGUCGGCACAAAUUCUCGCUGUUCCUUCUCCCUCUCCUCGUCUCUUCACUCCUAGUACUUCGUUUGGACUCCUCUUCAUGGGCCCCAAACCUAGCAGACGCCGCCGCCGUUCCGAACCCUAAUACCGAAACGAAGCUUCGGCGAAUCCAGUUCUCGCAGGCGGAGCUGAAUGCCGCCGCAACCCUCCGCGCCGCUCAACGACCGCAAGCCCCGCGCAGGGGCGGCGGAACGGCGCAGUCGGCGCAGCGGGAGCGCACGGAGGCGCCAACCGAGCUCCGCGUUCCCCUCAACGGCGCCGCGAUGAGCAUCGCGUCGCUCAGCGAAAUGCUCCUCGUCCGCCCGCGCGGCGUGGCGCAAGCUCAACCCGCCGCGAAACAGUCAUCCGCGGAAGCAGAUGGUUACGCGCCGUGCCCGCAGUUUCAGCCCUGGAAAGGCGCGCUUUCGCGCAUCUCCGCGUGCAAGUGGCGCAGACCGGAAUCCGCCCUCCCCGCAAGCGCCUCCUCCCCGUCCGUCGCUCUGCGGCUAUUUAUGAUCGAUUUCCUGGAAGACAAGAGAGGCCGCGCGGUUGAGAACGAGUGCCGCGAUCGGCGCUGGAUCUGGCCGCGACCGCUCGUCACGGGCGGAGAAGUUUGCGUCGACGAGGCGGACGAGCUUCAAGUGGACGGUGAUGAUCUUAACGAUGAUGACAAUAACGAGGAAGAGCUUCCGGAGCUCGUGGGCGCGGCAGAGCUUAUGAAGCGCGUGCGCGAGGCGCUGGGGCAGCGGCGCGGGGAGCAGCGGUCGCGGCUGGAAGCGAACGAGGCGGACGAGGUGGGGGAAGUGGGCGCGCUGGGGGGAGGCGGAGUGCUGCGGUUCGAUGACGUGUUUGUGAACUCUAAAGGGACAGUCUUUAACGAGAGCCACGUGUUUGCAGUGGACGCGUGCGGGCAGGGCCAGUGGAACCGGCAGGGCGGCGCAGUGAAGGCGCUGAAAGAUUCGAUUUCCUUUGCGCCGCGGACUCGCGUGAGCGUGCACGAGCACCUGGUGAAUCUCCUGCCGUACGAGCAGGAGGAGGCGGAGCAGCAGGCGGAAGAGGCGGAGGAGGCGGAGAUGGCGGAGCGGGGGCUGCGGGGCACGGACUGGGUGGCGCAGGCGCGGCUGCACAACGGCAAGGAGCGGCUGCUGGCGCGGCUGCUGCCCGCGCUGUACCUGGUGGCGACCGCGCUCAUGCCCGGCGCGAGGCAGUACCCCCUGCUGCUGCGGAGCGAACAUCUUCUGGAGCAUCUGGGUCGCAGCAUGUUCGGGGUGGAGUUGGCGUCUCUCUCGGUGCACCACCUCCCGGCCAGCAGGCAGCAUGGCGACGGCCAUCGCCACCUCUUCUACGCAAAAACACUCUUCAUGCCCGUCCAUGCCAGCAGCGUGUGCGGACUCUCCUCCUCGGGCCGCCCGCGUGCCCCCGACGCUCUCUGGCUGGCCCUCCGCGGCCACCAUCUGCUACCCCCGCAAGGCCUCCCCAUCCUCUCCCCCGACUGGACCCCCCGCCUCCCCGCGUCCGCGCAAACGCAAUCCGCUCCGCCUACCGCGCACCCGCUGCACCACCUCGCGGUGGGGCAAACUCUCCCGGAGGAUUGGGUGGUGGUGGUGUCGCUGGUGUGGAGCGCGCACGUGAUGGAUCGCGGCGGCGGGGGCGUGGGCGACGGGAACAUGCGGACGGCCGCGACACGGCACACGGAGGAGGCGAUGGAGGCGAUUGCGGGGAUGCUGCGCGAGUUGUACUCAGAGGAGCGCGUGGUGGUGUACGAGGAGCAUCUGCCGCUAAGGAAAGCCAAGGCGUUGUUCUCGCGAACGAUUCUGCUGGUGGGACCCACGUCGCCUGCGCUCUCGAAUCUUAUCUUCAUGCCGUUUAACUCCACGGUUAUCGAGAUCUUACCGUACGUUGUCAACGGCUCAUCCGAUUCUAGCAAGAGCAAGGCCGGGGAUCCGCGGCCAGAGGGGAAAUCCGGUGGGAAGUUGUCCAGCCAGCAGAGCACUGCCACGUGGCACUACAGGCUUUCUGAGCGCGUGGGUGUGCAUCACCUGCUGUCCGUGUGCGAUCCCGAGAGGAACCACAUGGAUGAAAGUGAGAUGUGCCACGUGGAUGAGGUCUACGCAACUGUAACCGCAUCGCUGCGGAAGAACCCGGUGCUGCGCGAAGCCACAGGGUUACCACCAGUGACCUUCCCCCCUGAUGACGUCAGCAGAUUAGGGGAUUUCCGCGAUUUCAUCCCGGGGUCGAGGCUGCGGAAGGGGGCGGGCCAGGUGGCGGAAUUUCGGCAGUGGGCGGAGUGUGUGGCGGAGAGGGGGGAGUGGCGCUUCAACGCUACUCCGCGGCCCGCAGAAUCAGCGGAACCGGGCAGCACCGGGGGCAGACGGCGGAACGGCAGGCGCAAGCCGGCGCAGCAUGGGGAGCAAGCGGAGCUGCGGGAACAGCGGGAUCAGCGCGAGGGGGAUCAGCGGGAGGGGGAUGCGCAGGAUCCGCGAGGUGAGCGGGAGCGGACGGGGGCGGCGGCGGCGCUAGAGGCGGCGGUGGAGGGAUCGUCCCUGGCGGUGCUGCCUCUGGCCGACCUCAUUCGCGCGCCGCGAUCCGCGCAGCAGCUGGAGUGGCAGCGAGCGCAGCAGCAGCGAGCCCAGCAGCAGCAGGCGCAGCAGCAGCAGCAGCAGGCAGGCGGCAGGGCAGCAGCAGCGACACCAUCACCAGGAGUGUGUCCGGACUUCCAGCCAUGGGGCUUCUUCUCGCCUGACGCCGCCUCCCCGCACAUCCAUGCGUGCGCGUGGCGACCCAUGGCAGCUGACGGUACCCCCACUGCUGCCCUUCCAGUCAGCCAGAGCAGUGAGAGCAGCAAGAGCAACGCUGUUUUGGCAGCGCUCUCUGCCUUCAUGCAGCAGUUUCUGGCGGACAGGGCGAGCAGUGGGAGAGGCGGCGCUGAGGGUGGGGGGAGCGGUAGUGCGCGUGAGAGCAGCGCUGCUGCAAUGGGUGGGAGGAGCGUGGCCGUGCAGCAGGACUGCCAGCACUGGAAGUGGCUCUGGCCGCGUCCCCUGGUGACACGUGGCGAGAUGUGCUUGGACGAGGACGAGGUGAGGGAAUUCGUGGAAGAGGGGCUUCGGGCAGAGCAGGAGCGACAGCGGAAGGAGAUGGAGAAGCAGAGGGAGAAACAGGGGCUAGUGAAGCAGGGGCUAGUGACAGAUGAGAUUUUCGGGAAGGAGGGGCUAGAGCUGGAUGUUGAGGAGGUAGUUAGACGCACCCAGCAGGCGAUUGACUUUAUAGAGGCUGAGCGCGGGGCGCAGGUGGUGAGUGGCGAGAGAGAAGAGGAGAAACGGAAGGAGAAGGGGGAGGAGGUGGAGGAGGAGGGGGUGGAGGUGGGGAUGGGAGGAGAGAUGGGAGGAGUGGUGGGGCAAGGGGGGGUGGUGUUGCUGCGAGAUGUGUUUGUGGAUGGGAGGGGUGUUGUGUUCAACGCGUCCCAUGUGUUCUCAUUGCAUGGGGCGUGUGUUGGCAUGCGGGGAGGCGGCAGGAAGAGGCAACUUGCAGCAGCGCUGAAGCUUAAGAAGGUGAGGGGCCCCAGGAAGGCUCAGUGUGAGAUUGAGAGGGGUGCGCAGUGUGGAGUGGAGAGGACAGGUGGGCUGCGGUCAGGUGGGCUGCGGUCAGGUGGGCUGCGGUCAGGUGGGCUGCGGUCAGGUGGGCUGCGGUCAGUUGGGCUGCAGUCAGGUGGGCUGCAGUCAGGUGGGCUGCUGUCAGGUGGGCUGCAGUCAGGUGGGCUGCAGUCAGGUGGGCUGCAGUCAGGUGGGCUGCAGUCAGGUGGGCUGCAGUCAGGCACCCCUGUGAGCGUGCACGAGCAUCUGGUGAACCUACUCCCCUAUGAACACGAACAGGAGGGGGAGGAGGAGGGUGGGGGUAAGGGGAGCGGAGGGGGAGAGUGGGUGGCGCAGGCUCGGGUGCACAGUGGGGGGACUCGGGGACUGGUCCGGCUGCUGCCAGUGCUCUUCCUGCUCGCCUCCUCCCUCAUGCCCACUGCUCGUCGCUUCCCCAUUCUGCUGAAUCACCGGCAUCAGCAACAGCGCCUCACCUCUGCCUUUCUCUCCUUCCUCCCCCCUCCCCUUUUCCCCAUCCUGUCCUCACGUCUGCCCAUCAAUCAGCUGCUAUCACAUCUCGGCCCGGAUGUCUUUGGUGUAGACCUCGCCCCACUAGCCAUCCACCGCCCCUCAGCCCUGCUUCACGGCGCCUACAGCAGCAGCAGCAGCAGCAGCGAUGGCUCUUACAACGACCCAGACACUGGCCCUGAUCCCACCGCUGCCACCGCCACCGGCAUGCCUCCCCAUCUUUUCUUCGCCCGCACCCUCCUCCUCCCCAUCCACACCCCCAGCCUCUGCGGUCUCUCGUCACCUCCGCUCACCGCACUCCACUCCUCUCCACCGCGCGCCCCCGACGCUCUCUGGCUGGCCUUGCGCGGUUACCACCUGCUGCCCCCCCACGGCCUCCCCAUCCUCUCCCCCGACUGGACCCCCCGCCUCCCCGCGCCCCUGCAAAUGUCGGCACCUGAAAAAGCACCUGAAGAUUCACCUGAAGUUUCACCCAUAGAUUCACCUGAUGGGCUGGUGGUGGGGCGGGCGCUGCCGGAGGAUUGGGUGGUGGUGGUGUCAGUGGUGUGGAGCACUCAUGUGAUGGAAGGAGGGGGAGGGGGAGGGGGGGAGGGAGUGAGGGAGACAGAGGCAGCCAUGCAUGUGAUUAUAGCGAUGCUCAAGGAGCUGUUCUCUGAUGGGAGGGUGAUUGUAUACGAUGAGCACAUGCCGCUUCUGCAAGUAUUAUCCCCUUCCCUCUCCUUUUUUAUUUUCUUUCUUCCCGUCUUCCUGACGCUCCCCCGCCCCACCCCCCCUGCAGCCAAGGCAUUGUUCUCAAGAGCCAUUCUCCUGGUAGGCCCCACCUCACCCGCCCUCACCAACCUCCUCUUUAUGCCUUUUAACUCAACCCUCAUUGAGCUCCUCCCCUACCCCGUCACACGCCCCCGCUCCUCCCUCCCCCUCUCGCUCCUCCUCCGCUCACCCUACCACAAGAAAGCAGCGGCAGAGUCAGCUCUGAUCGGCCAACCGAGCGCCGCCACGUGGCACUGCCAGCUGGCGGAGCGGCUCGGGAUUCGGCAUUAUCUGAGCGUGUGCGACCCGACGUGGCUGGACAAGAACACGGGGGAGCAGUGCCACGUGGACGAGGUGUACGCUACAGUGCUCGCUACAGUCCGAAGGAACCCGACCCUACUGGCCCUCACAGGGAUCCCCGCAAUCUCCUUUCCUCCCAACGCCUUCCAGCCAACCCCCGAGCCUCCUAUUGAGACCAGCCUCGGCAUCGGUGCCAAACCCAGUGACUUCGCCGAAGGGGCCAGAAGGUUCGGGGAUUUCUUGGAGUCGAGCCUGAUUCCAAACCAAGGGUCGAGGUUCGGCAAUUUCAGCGAUUUCAUCCCGGGAUCGAGGCUACGGAAGAGGACGGGGGAGGUGGCGGAUUUUCGACGGUGGGCAGCGUGUGUGGCAGAGAGGGGGGAGUGGCGUUUUAAUGCCACUCCGCGGGUGCUGCCCUGGGCCGAACGAGGCUUUGACAACUGUGACCUGGUGCACGUCCGGGAUAAGGGAGGCUUGGCCGGAGCUGCUGCCGACGCUGUCGCUUUGGUUCGGGAGAUGGGUCGGGAGGAGUGGGAGCAGGCGUGGAAGGUGAGGGACGCGUUGAAGUACCAGUGGGGGGUUGCUAAGGAGAGGUGUCCGCGCGUGGUUCGUGCAAAGCUAGGCGCCCGAGCCCAGGCCGUUCCAGGUUCGGAGGUUUCCGAACCUGACGAGCUGUUCUCUAGGUUCGACGGGCGGGCACUGUGCGAGCUGGCUCGGCAAAGGUUCGGCGGGCUAAGGAUUGCCUUUGUCGGGGACUCACUGACCCGGGAGGCACACAUCUCCUUUGUACAUAGCAUUGUAACACACGUGCGAAAGCCGGCGAGCGUGGUAACCAGAGAGGACAGUGCGGGGUGGGUGGCGCAGAUGAUUCGGAAGAAAGGAGAUUUUUACACCCGAUCGACAUACCGAUUUGAUGAUGUGGAUGACGGUGGGUGUGGGAAGCUGGUUGUGCAUUACAUUGCAAACCGUCGGCUUGUGCCUGUGUGGGAGGAGAAGAGGGACCGUGUGAGAUGGAUUAGCACGCCUUGGAUGGAGAGUGAGGAGAUCAAGGGCGCUCAUGUGGUGGUGUUGAAUCGAGGCGCGCAUUUCAAAUCCACUGGGCAUGUCGUGCUGUCGGUGUCGCGUGCGCUGCAAUUCCUCCGGUAUAAUUACCCCGAGAAGCUGAUUGUUUACCGGGCGACCGCCCCGGGUCACCUCAACUGCAAGGACUACAACAAGCCCCUUUUCAAGCGGCAGAACGGGAGCGAUUUGCCCUUCCACUGGGGGGAAUUCAAGGUGCAAAACGACGCGGUGCGGCCGGUAGUGGAGGCAAUGGGGGGUGUGUUUAUGGAUGUGGAUCCUCUAAGCGCCUUGAGACCCGAUGGGCAUAGGGGGUUGGUUGAGAAGAUGGAUUGCUUGCAUUACUGCUUGCCGGGACCAGAAGAUACAUGGUCGGAGUUCCUGUAUAAUAUUGUCCAGAGGCUUGUUCCUGUAAAGUAG